Caenorhabditis auriculariae is the source of this 4858-nucleotide messenger RNA. Lineage: Eukaryota; Metazoa; Nematoda; Chromadorea; Rhabditida; Rhabditidae. The record is from the annotation of a GenBank genome assembly.
AUGGGUUGCGACUUGUCUUCACUCACUCCAGUUGUCUACUCUACCGUCAAAGUUCAUCCGGGACAGGUUGGAGAAUAAUAUUGGUGAUUAGAGUCCCUUUCAGAAAAUUUAUCAGUCGAGAACUCGUGUAGAAAUAUCGAAGUACCUUUGAGUCAUGAGUUUACGGUAUCAUUAUUCUUCGCCUGAUUGAUUAAUUAUAAUUAAAAAGUCACGCGACUGCGUAGAGAGGACACAUCUAACAUGCUAUUACUAAGAGCUUGUGCUCUUUUUCUUUUCCGUUUUUCAACCCAUAAUUUAAUGGUUGCCUCGAGAUACAAAGUGUGUUUUCAGGCAGUGCGAAAGGUAUCAACUCCGCGUGAUACUCCAAUUAGACCGGUGGCGACUGCUCGCGCAGAAACUGCGAAGCAAGAGCUCCGCACUUCAUCCACAGCCUUCAAGGUUACUAGGACGUUUAUAAAUUAAUGCGUUUUUCAAAUUUUUUCUGAAAAUUUGUUUACACCAUAAGAAGUUUGUUGAUGCAUUAGCGUUAUCGAUAUUUGUCCCUUGAAGCACUUCGUAUACAAGAGGAACUUGAAGGUGUUCCCCCCACGUAUUUUUGAUCAAUUACUCCAUAGAGCAACUUUGCAGCCUUCGGGUCGUCCUUUGACCAGAUCUUCAUCCGCUGGCUCCAUGCUCAACCAUAGGCCUCCCAGUGGAAUUUCUAAGUAAUAAGGAAAAAAAUUGCCUUAUUUGAAUUGAUCUGUUUGAAGUGCUUCCUUCACACGUACCUACCGCGCUCCAAACCACAGGAAAUACACAAUCGACUCGUCACGAGCGAAAUCCAAUCAACCAGUCGUCUCAUUAUGUUCGCGGAAGAUUGGAAUCGAGGAGGUUUCUUUCCAAUUUCCUCGUCCGUUUUGCUUAUGCUAGGAUCAUAAAAAACCUAAUUUUUUUUCUGUUGAGAAAACCUAUAGGAUUUAUUUCCCGCGUUUGGAUUCUCUUUGAUAAUUUGAACAAAUCACCGAGGAAUAAAAUCCCCAUUUAUGGCAACGAAACUAGAGGAUUUUGUGUCUCUUUUGCUAUAUCCACAUUUGAAAAAGACAUAGUAACUUUUUUGUUAUCUUGAUCCCAGUCAAACUUUUGAAAAGUCUUUCUUUUUCAAUUAACAAGAAAAAAAUGACGGAAUUAUCUUUUCAAUCAAGGAUAAAUCAAUGAACUGAGUCCCUUUCAGUACCCCAAUGGUAACCCUGAAGGACCAUGUGAUAUCUACUGGCACAACGUCGUUUACAACGACAUGAAAAGCGUCGUUAGAUCGAGCAACUCCAAAGUUAACAAGUUCCCAGGUAAUUAUUUUUCUAUUUUUUUUGUUAACAAGGGACAUUAUAUAGGAAUGACCGAGUUAGCGAAAAAAAUCUCGCUGACUCACGCCAUCGGCUCCAUGCAAAAGUUAUUUCCUGAAGAGUUUUCAUUCUACCCCCGUUCUUGGUUUUUGCCAGCUCACCUGCAAGAUUUCAACGUGAGAGAAUUUUCUUAUGAAAAAAAGAUAACUAUUUUCAGAAUUAUUGCAAAGAACAAACGAAAUCAAGACGCGACAAAAUGUGUUUCAUCGUCAAGCCCAACGAUGGCGAGUCCUACCAGAUCAUACUAAACUUCAUCUCAGUUCAGGUGCCCAGGGAACUGGUAUUUAUUUGAUAAAUAAUCCUUCACAAAUACGGGACAACACUCAGAAACAACUUGUUCAGGUAUAAAUCCAAAUUUAGACUUAUCAAGAAAAAAAUUUUUUUAGGAAUACAUCGGGAAUCCUUUUACUGAUGGCCGACGAACUCAAGUUUGAUUUCCGAGUUUACGGCGUCAUCAAAAGUAUAAACCCCCUGUCGAUUUACGUGGCACGAGAAGGUUAUCAUACAAUAUAUGUUUUCAAGAACUUCGUAUUUCAGGCAUGGCCCGUUUUUGCACAGAAAAGUACGAAAAGCCGGACCCUGCCAAUUUCGAGAACCUCUUCGCCCAUUUGACAAACUACUCGCUUAAUAAGGCUAAUGAUUCCUACGUGCAUAGCAACUCUUUACAGGAUCAAAUAAAAGGUUGGUAGAUUGAGCAAAAAAGGUUGAUUUAAUGAAAAAUUGGUCGCAAAAAGGAACACUAUAAGCUAAAUUUCAUUUGCGGCAACUUGAAUGACCUGAAAUAUACUCAGGCAAAGUUUCGGAAGUUGAUAAGAAGGAGGUUGAAAAAUGAAUGGAAGCUAGAAAGGUCUUGAGAAGGCCUUUGGAAGGAAAUUUGUAGGUUUUUGGAAGGUGAUAAUGGAAAUUGCCCGCCAGAAGCUUUCCAGAACCCUGCUGGAAUGCUUCUGGAAAGCUUUUUUCUAAGUAGAAGGUGGUGGGAAACUAUGUAGAAGGCGUUUGACUAGUUGCUGGAAAGCUUUCUUCCGAGGAACCGAAAGCAGAAGCUUCCCAACUUUUACCUGAGUAGCCAAGAGUCAAACUAUAACUUUUCCUGAUGCAGAUGGAAGAUAUGUCAUUAAUUUCACCUUUUCAGGAAGUAAACGUCUUUUGUCGACGGUCUUCCACCAACUGGAAGCCAGAGGUGUGAAAACAAAGCGCCUUUGGCACGACAUCAAACUCAUUAUCGUGAAAACGACACUGGCAAUGCUCCCCGAAGUGAUGCUCCAUUACGAGCAUCACUUUCAUGAUUUGUCGGGUCCACAGUGUUUUCAAGUGGGGGAUCUUCAAAAAAUUCUCUCUGAUCAAGGUUGAUUCAGAUAAUGGGGUUUGACAUAUUGGUCAGAGCGGAUGGUAAACCCAUGCUUUUGGAAGUGAAUUCGGCGCCUUCUCUCUCGACGGACCACAUCGUGCCAGUUCCCGGGUCUCCGUUCUCAGAAGGACUCAAGACAAGGAGCAUCGUAGACGAGGUUUUGAAUUAUUAUCGAGAUUUUCUUUUUUUCAAAUGGUCUGGGAAAAUUUUUAGUGACCACUAUAGGGUUUCGGCGUUUUAGUGGCCACUAUAGAAGUCAAAUUAGUGGCCACUUAAAGGGUUGAAAAUUGGCCACUAUAGUAGUCAAAUUAGUGGCCACUUAAGGGGUUGAAAAUUGGCCACUAUAGUAGUCAAAUUAGUGGCCACUUAAGGGGUUGAAAAUUGGCCACUAUAGUAGUCAAAUUAGUCGCCACUUAAGGGGUUGAAAAUUGGCCACUAUGGAGCUCUAAGUGCUAAUACUAGACUACUAAAAAUUUUAGUGGCCACUUAAGGGGUCCAUGGAUCAACAUAACUGGUCCAAUCUGUUUGUUUUAAAAUUAUCAAUUUUACUGGAAGGAAUACUGGAUGAAAAACUACUGAAGUGGCCCCAAAAUAGAGAACCUCCUAGUCCACUGUAGAAGUGGGAUUAGUGGCCACUUCAGUGUCCUCUCCAAGUAGUCCUUGGCGGGCCUCUACAGUGGCCACUAAAAAUUUUCCCAGAUUCUCGAUUCUUAUGUUUUUAGAAUUGAGUUAGAGCUGAUUCACGGCUAGCUUGUGGCGCUGAGAGGCUGUAGGGAUUUUGUCGAUGGCAAAAGCCAGCCGUGAAUCAGCUUUAUCGAGUAUUUAACCUUUUCAAAAAAUUCUGAUGAAAUCCAGGUUAUCAAAGUGCCUUUGGUUCGAGACACGUUGUUGUUGGUCCUUGGCUUGCUGGAAGAAGAAUACGGUUCACAAGAAAUGUAACAUCAAAUCCGAUAAUAAAGUUUUUUUUGUUUUGCUCUUCAGGUCAGAAAAUAAAGCCGACGAUGCAAAGUCCAUUGACGACAUGCAAGUUUCAAAGCGUCAAAGAAAGCCACAUCUCAGUGAAGUUCGAAUAUCUGGUUUUUUAAAAAGUGAAAAAUGUUCUCACAGAUUUUCCCAACACGGUACGGCGCACACAGUGGACAUUUGUUGUUCUUGGACAAGGCAAUGUAUAUCUACAUGCAAUUCCUUCAACUCCGAAACAACGUCAAUAUUACUAUUUCCGGUUUGAAACAGUUUGUUCGGUGAGUCUUUUCUGACUUAGGGAAUUAAAUUGGGCAAAAUUGAGGAAGUGCAAUCUUUCCGACGUCAUGCCGCCGCAAGUUAUCGAUGCAAGAGUUGCAGAAAUCAACUAUCACUUCACUGGCGACAAAAAAUCCAGAACCAAUGGUUGAUAAGCUUAAUACAGAAAAAAAGUUACAAUCAUUGUUCAGGCUUGCCGUUUCAUGCUUUCCUCAUGUUUGUUUUCCAAACCGCAGAGAGCAAGUACAAAAAUGAGGCUGAUUUACUCUCAAAAGUUCAAAGUUUGCUAUCUUUCUGCGAUAUGAGCCUACGACAUUACGGGGUGCGUUCUGCCAGGCUACGAAGAGCCGAAGUCGACCUGUUCAAAAAUGGGAAUAGGUAACUCUCAAGCUUGAUUUCAGUCAGCUAAAGGUUAUUAUUAUUGCGAAGAUGUGUAGAAAAAGAUUGCAGCGCUUGAAAUCUUCUCACUACAGUGGAACAGCAAAAAAACAGCUUUCUGUACCGAAUUAAAAAUAUUUUAUUUGAAAUAGACUAGAUUCCCAAAAAUGUGAUCAAUUUGAAGUCAAGCCGUCUUCAAAAAAAGCUGGGAACUCCCUACAUACCCCCGGUUUUAUUGGAAAUCCUGGAACGAUAAAAAUAAUAUUUCAAGCUUGCAAACAGUCCAACCAUAAAGCUCCUUGAAAAAAACUUCGAAUUGCAGCGAGGUGGAGAUUUACAUGCUUCCGACCCGCAUGCGGCCAAAAGCGAAAGGAAGAUCUGCCGUCAACAAGGUUUCCAGAGAAGUAUCUUUUUAUUCUACUUUUGAUUUCAGCAAGUCCCGAUCGACUCGAACAACAAUUCGUCGUCCGUCAGUCUGCCGAAGAUUACCGAGAAACCCUGGCAUAACUUUUGA